Angiostrongylus costaricensis is the source of this 1014-nucleotide messenger RNA. NCBI's taxonomy places the organism in Eukaryota, Metazoa, Nematoda, Chromadorea, Rhabditida, Metastrongylidae. The record is from the annotation of a GenBank genome assembly.
AUGGCCGAAGUCGAUUUCGAUGACAUGGAACCAAUGGAAGAAAUGGACGUAUCCUCUAAUGAAGUUCCAACUGGUCCGCCAGCUAAAGAAGAAAACGAAAAAUGUGCUUUUGAUGGAAGUGAACUACCUUAUGUGAUUAUUAAUGGAAUGCCAAUGUAUCAGAAAAACCACAUUGUCGACAACCGUUGUCAGAUCUUCGAACGUAUAGGCUGGGAUGACCUAGUCGGUGCCACCUACCUAGCAAUCGCUCCCGAUGGCAAGGAACUAGUUUUGCGCGUGGGGAGCGAGCAAAUACUCAUUCCUCAGCUUGAAGCAUCGUUUUUAUGCAAGGUGGAGAAAAACCUAUGGCGCUCUUUCUCGCAAGUGCAUUCUAUUUGGCAAGGAGAAAAGUUCUACUUCCUUUCGCUAUAUUUUCGCAGUGGACCGUUGCUACGUGAAUGUUUCCAAUUCUGUGGAAGCAAAUUUAGUCUCGGCUCAGCCGGUCGAUUGGCCCUCGACAUUUUUUUAAUGAGAUGUUUGAACAUGCACGGAUACCUCAUGCGGGCGCUCUCCUUAGAGAUGUUUCAUUUUGACCCCUGCUCUCAUCCCAUAUACUGUCGCGAUGAACUAGAAGGAUGGUUAUACCUCUUCGUCUAUCUCGCCAAAGGCGCUUUGCCAUGGGAGAGUGACCGUUACGACAACGUUAAAUGGACAAAGAUUAAAAUGAUUAGUAAUGGCCGACUCUUUCAAGGACUUCCGUCACAAUUUAACAACAUUCUCAACGUUAUCACACGUGAGAGUGCAACACAACCAGUGUCUGACGACGACUACGAUAAACUGGAGCAGCUGACCAGGGAAAUCUUUCAUGAUGUUGGUGGUGCGGCAAACGAAGACGUCAAUUUUGACUUUGAGCGCGAUCCGACAGAGGAAGAAAUACCCAGAUUUCUCAUGGAACGUAAGCCAACCGACGACGAAGAUCUUCACGAAGAUGUAACACAGCGAAGUUGCGACGAAGAAGAAUGUAUGGGUGUGUGA